Molecule: messenger RNA, 4248 nt
Organism: Mirounga angustirostris (Northern elephant seal)
Lineage: Eukaryota; Metazoa; Chordata; Mammalia; Carnivora; Phocidae
Product: zinc finger protein 497-like
Exons: 3
Coding region: 2047-2835 (262 amino acids)
Biological process (GO): regulation of transcription by RNA polymerase II
Molecular function (GO): RNA polymerase II cis-regulatory region sequence-specific DNA binding; DNA-binding transcription factor activity, RNA polymerase II-specific
Source: RefSeq, a predicted model, not a curated record
GCGUUCCAGGGGCCCCUGGACCAUCCCUACAGGAACCGAAGGACGCGGGCCUGCGACUGGGGACGAACUACGCAGCUGCGCAGACGCAGUGGGGAGUCCCGCGAGGCGCAAGGUCGCGCCAGGGGACGCGACAGCACCUCCGUGGACACCCUGCGCUCACCCCCACCCCCACCCAGUUCCCCGCGGCCUGAGCCCGGAUGCUGACCCGGGCGCUGUCCUAGCCCGGCCGCGCCAGGAGGACGCCGGGGCGGGUCGAGGGCGGUGCGUGAGGCGAGCGGCAGCCGUCCGGCCGGGUUCUAACGCGUGCCCGCGGCUCCCACCGCUGGCCGCGCAGGCGGGGCGCGGGCGGGGCCGGGCGCGCUGCGGGACCACCGAGGGCGAGGCCUUCGCGCCGCCCCGAGGGCCCCGGAAGUGGCUCUGCCGGCUAGGGUCGGGGCGGAAGCGCGCCGCCACCCGGAGUCGCCUGGGGCUCGCUCGUCCGCACCCUGGGCUUCACGGCUCGCUCUUCCGUUCCGUGAGCCUCCUCGGUCAUUUACUUCCGUAGCACCCCACCUCCUGCUCGCUCAUUCAUUCUCGCGUUUAUUCACCCCCCUGCUUUCUGAUUCCGCCCUUGGUACCCUGAGCUGCGCGAUCACCCGUCCCCGAUUUGUUGUCCAUCCAUUUACGCAUGCAUUCGUUCAUCGCUCCUGCUCUCCAGUCCCGCCCUCCGUUCCCUAGGCCGCGCCAUCAUUCCUUCCUCCAUUCGUUCUUCGUUCGCUCGGACCUCCUCCCGGCGCUGCUUCAGGGCACGCCGGGCUCGUCCCGCUUCCGAGCCUUGCACGUGCCUUCUCCGCGCGAGCAUCCAGCCUCCGCUCUCACUUGCCCCUUGUGCUCCAAGCCCGGCGCUUCCUGAGGCCAGAACCCCCGUUGGGCAUCUCCCGCGCAGCGUCCCUCCCCUUCUUCCACUCAAGUAUUUUUUCAUCCAGCCCCAAGAGGUCCAGAGGAAGUGCCCAGGGACAUGUGGCUGCCCUGCCUGGGAAGGGGCAUGAUGGCUGCCCAGAUGAGCAAGGCAUCAGCUCUGGCUCCUGGGGUCCUUCAGAGCACACCAGCCCCAGUGGUGGGUGAGCCCAGCUCUGAGACCCCUGGCCAGUGCUUCUGGGGGUUCCACUAUGAGGAGGAAGAGGGUCCCCGUGAGGCCCUGGCCCGGCUCUGGGAGCGCACUCCAAGGAGCAGAUGCUGGAGCUCCUGGUGCUGGAGCAGUUCCUGUGCGCACUGCCCCCUGAGAUCCAGGCCCGUGUGGAGGGACAGCGGCCAGGCAGCCCUGAGGAGGCCGCUGCCCUGGUCCAGGGGCUGCGCCAGGAGCUGGCCGGGCCAGAACUCCAGAGGACAGAAGCAAGGUCGAGUCCCUAGGACAGAGGGCCCAGCAGGUGGCUCUAGGGAAAGGCGACACUCCCUGGAUUGUGCUGAAGACUGACACAACAGACCCUUCUGAGGGGGCUGCAUCUGGAGGCCUGGGGGCCUGGGAAGACCCCACAGAGGCAGAGGACCAGGGGGCCUCCAGAGGGGAGCUGGAGCCCGCAGACCGUGGGAGAGACUGGGUCGGGCCCAGAAGCAUCCGAGAAAACCUGGUGCCAAGCCCCUGGCCUCUCCCCAGGGAGCCGGCCUGCCGGUGCAGUGAGUGUGGCAAGGUGUUCAGCCGGAGUUCCUACCCGGUGCAGCACAGGCGAGUGCACACGGGCGAGAAGCCAUACAUGUGCACGGAGUGUGGCAAGGCCUUCGCCUGGAGCUCCAACCUCAGCCAGCAGCAGCGCAUCCACACGGGCGAGAGGCCCUACGCGUGCCGGAGUGUGGCAAGGCUUUCCGCGCGCACUCGCAGCUCAUCCACCGCCAGAAGACGCACAGCGGCGUGAAGCCCUUCCGCUGCCCAGACUGUGGCACGGCCUUCGGCCGCAGCACUCCACCGGUGCAGCAUCGGCGCCCGCACAUGGUGAGAAGCGCUUUGAAUGCCCCGAAUGCGGCAACGCCUUCGGCUGGAACUCCAACUUCCUGGAGCACCGGCGUGUGCACAUGGGUGCACGGCCCCACACCUGCCCUGCCUGCGGCAAGGCCUUCAGCCAGAGCUCCAAUCUGGCGGAGCACCUGAAGAUCCACGCGGGCACAAGGCCGCACACGCGCCCCGAUUGCGGCAAGGCCUUCCUGCGCCGGCGGGCCUGCGGUAGCACCCGCGCACACACAGCGGCGAGAGGCCCUUCGCCUGCGCGGAGUGUGGCAAGAGCUUCCGCGAGAGCUCGCAGCGCCUGCAGCACCAGCGCGCGCACGGGCGAGCGGCCCUUCGAGUGUGCUGAGUGCGGCCAGGCCUUCAUCAUGGGCUCCAAUCUGGCCGAACACCAGCGCGUACACACCGGCGAGAAGCCCCGCGUGUGCGCCCAGUGUGGCAAGGCCUUCAGCCAGCGCUCCAACCUGCUCAGCCACCAGCGCAUCCACUCUGCUGCCAAGCCCUAUGCCCGUGCCGACUGCGGCAAAGCCUUCAAGGGCAGCUCGGGCCUGGCACACCACCGGCGCACGCACACCGGGGAGAAGCCGUUCGUCUGCGCCGAUUGCCGCAAGGCUUUUGUGCGCAACUCCGAGCUCGUGAGCCACCGGCGCACGCAACGGGCGAGCGGCCCUACGUGCGUAGUGUGUGCAGCAAGCCCUUCAGUCACCGCUCCAACCUCAACGAACACCAGAAGCGACACGCGGGCGGUGCCGCGCCCUGACUCUGGGAUGCCCCUGGGAGAUGGUGAGGCUGGGCCAGCUCGGUGGCGCGCGAGGCACAGGACGUGGCCAUCGUGGAUCAGGAUGAGCAGCGUCGUGUAAAAUCGCCACCACCCCCCCCCCGUGUGGGCUGCGUGCUGGAGCGCAGGGGCAGCGACAAUUGGGACAGAGGAUUAAGCCGUUAUAACAGCCCCUGGGACGAUGGGAGUCUCACCUGGUGGCCCCCUGGGGCCUGGCUGCGGAUGCGUGGCGGGGAGGUGAUUCACAGGGUAAAGGCAGUGAAUUUCGGUGCUGGGAGGGGUGCAUCCGUGCAGAGACUGGAGGCUGCCACAGGCGUGGUGGAUCCCCAGGACGAGGGCUAGGUGAGUCCCCUCCCCUGCUUCCCCUCCACCUCAGCUGGAUCUGAGGUUGCACAGGAUUUUUUGUUUUAGGCCAAGGGCCAGAAGGUCAGAGGCCUUGCUCUGGGACCCUGGUGAGCAGCAGGAGGCCUAGGGCAAAGGGGAAGAGUGGGGGUGGUUCUGCCAUCCUCCCCUCCCAGGUGCUUCCCCCCACGUGCCCCUCCCUCCUGUUCUCUCCACAGUUGUGGCGUCCACUGCACUAUCCUCCCUGGGGGCUGAGCACCAGCUCCAUCUAGCACCCUCACUAGAGCCUCUCUGGAAGGUGGUGUGUCUGUGUCUCCUCUCUGGAAUGCGGUGGGGGACAUGCUCAGUCUGCACAGGACCGCUUCUCUGGCCUGGCCACCACCACCCUUCUCGCUUCCCAUGUCGGGAUUGUCCUGGCCUGCCCCACUGUGUGCUCUGGGGUCUCCCCUGGCGUCUGCGGGUUUGACGGUCUUCCCGCCUCCACCACCAUUUUAGGGAGCCUCUUUCUGCCCUCGGCUGCCACUGGAUGUGCUGUGCUUCCUUCUGCUCCUGGGUCUGGGAUUGGCAGCCUCCAGCAUUAAGCUUGUGAGAGAAGCAGGGAGAGGGAAUGCGUGGAGCUACAACCCUGAUUAGUGAAACCUUUGUAGCUUGGAAAGUUCCUUCUCACCUUGUCUCCAGAGCGGAGCCCCAGAGGGGACCAGAUAGGCCUGAGGACUCGCAGCUGAUGAGGACCCUAUUUGGCUGUCUGCUGGGGUAGCAAUUUCUGUCACAAAGGUCACUGAGCAUCCGUAUCCAGUGCUUUGCAGGGACUUCUCCACCUGCACCCUGAGUGCUGAGUUGGGAGGCUUAAGCUGGCCCUCGGCGAGGGGAGAAGAGGCUGGUACAGACAGCCCAAACCUGACCACUAGUAUCUCCCUGCAACAGGGCGGGAGGAGCAUCUGGCCCACUUGAUGGGUGGGAGGUGGGCCAGAAGGGGGCUGUCUCAGGUGGGAGGCAGGCCGCUAAAUCACCCUCCCUCGGGAUUUUGAGGGAAUUGGUUAGUUAGCUUUGUAAGGCUGAAGGAACACAAGUGAAUACUGAAAACCCAGAGAUGGAUAACCAUAGAGCACUUACUACCUCUAGGACUGGGGUGCAAAAGAGAAGGGGUGGAUUU